Messenger RNA from Saccostrea cuccullata (small rock oyster), 1999 nucleotides. RefSeq lists its product as uncharacterized. The transcript has 6 exons. Lineage: Eukaryota; Metazoa; Mollusca; Bivalvia; Ostreida; Ostreidae. The record is from RefSeq and is a predicted model, not a curated record. The coding region runs from base 265 to 1593 and encodes 442 amino acids.
ACCCAGCUCCUGAGUGGACUGAUUGUGGGAGCUCUCUAUAGACUGAACUUUUUUACCAGUCAUUUGUUAGUUAGCAGUUCCACUCAGUCAAAUAAGGAGGGCUUUGCCAAGUUAGGAGAUAAACAGCACGUUUUCUUCCUCUACACUAAAACUUACAGAGGUGACGAACAUGGUAAAUCUGAAUCUAGAGAGAUUAUUUCAUGGCACAAACACACAUUCUACUUCAUAGCACAGAAAGAUUCAGCCAAUUUGACAGUGGGGAGCAUGGAUGAAAAGACUGGGGUAUUUAUAGAUCACUUGACACUGGAACUUGUGGAAAAGAAACAGAACAGAACAAAUGGGACUGAUGUCCAGGCCCAUGUGGUGUACCUUCAUGAGUGGGGCUCCAUUCAUGGCUUUUGGAACUUUGUGGAGGAUGUCAGUCCUAUCACUGAAUACAUGUGGGCCAUAGGUUAUACACAAGGAGGGACACAGUUACAAGGCUUCAAUAGUGUGGGCCUCAGUAACUUUGCCUAUAAUUCUACAGUGACCUUGGUCCAUAAUUCCUACAUCUACGUGACAGCUCUAGCCAUCAAUUCAGUGGGUUUACAGGGAAUAGCAUACUCAGAAAAAAUUCUUGUGGAUCUGACUCCACCUGAUAUUGUGGGGGUCUACGAUGGAAGGCUUAGAAAUGAGGACCAGAGUGCCUGGACUGAUGCUGAGGUGGCAGUUAACUGGGACGUUAAUGACCCAGAAUCAGGAAUAGCUUACUGUGAAUGGGCCAUCGGUACCCAACCCCAGGGAGUGGAGUUGCAGGUCUUUGUAAAAGUUUCUAGUGGUGCCACAUCAGCCUUCAGAGACUUUGAUUAUAGUGUGCUACAGGGAAAAACUAUCUACACAAGUCUACGUUGUGAAAACAAUGCUGGUCUCCUCAGCUCUAAAUCGUCUAAUGGAGUAAAGAUAUCGAACCAGCCCCCCUCUGUGACUAGCGCUGUAGUGGAGCCUGUCCCCCAAUCUGUCACAGAAUACCAGGCCAGGGCCAGCUAUCAGAGUGUCACAGAUAACAUCAGACUCAGGUGGACCGGAUUCAGGGACCAUAUCGGGGUUGAACAGUACAAAGUAUCUAUCCAAGAAAACAAUUUCAAUUUGGUGGAGAAGAUGCCAUUCCCAGAAGGACAGAAUAUUAUGUUUACCAGUGUGAACAAUCUGGCCUUGACCUCGGGUCAGAUCAAUGUCACGACCCAGGCUUUCAGUGAGCUGCUCCUCAUCAGUGACAAGGUCAAGUCAGACAUCACAGUAUUUACUGACAAACCACUCAAACAUCCUACAAACCAGAUGACAAUCACUUGGAGUGCAGGUAAUAAGCAGUUUACCGUCUCCUGGGAUGGAGUCUUCAGCUCUCCACACCCCCUGUUUUACGAGGUAUCAGCUGGCAAGGUGAUUGGUGGAGGGGAGAUCGUCCAAUGGCAGGAGACGACACAGACUAGUAUCACAUUUGGCCUGCCCCCCGCCAUCACCAGCUGGUCUCGACUGAAGGUGUACGUUAUGGUGAGGGCCGUAGCCGCGGGAGGAAAGUAUGGGGACUCAGUGGGGGGUAUAACGUUACCUCCAUAAUGUCUUCAUUGACAGUAUCAGAACAUGGAUUGUUUAUCAAUUACAACAAUCAUUCUUAUACAACUAACACAUCUGAAAGUUAUCAAGUCAUUUUUUCAACUAUUAUAUCUGCACACUGUCAUAAAAACAAAUAUUUGCACUGGAAAAAAUACUUUAUAGCAUCCAUCUGUUAGAAUAAAAUCUUCUUCAGAAUAAUAAGGCCACGUUUAUAGUCAUAUUGAAGUUUUCUUUAUGCCACGUGGAUUCAAGUUUAAUGUAAAUCCUAACCUCGAGAGUCUAUGAGUGGAAAAAUAUAAAUAUCUUUCAUGGAAGAAUAGCAGGAUCAGUAUACUCAGGUGAACAUUGUGGUGUACGGGCUCCUUGUUAUGAAAAACCAAUUAUUUUUAGGGAGAAAUUAAAUAAAGGC